Molecule: messenger RNA, 1866 nt
Organism: Eimeria acervulina
Lineage: Eukaryota; Apicomplexa; Conoidasida; Eucoccidiorida; Eimeriidae
Product: CMGC kinase, MAPK family TgMAPK2, putative
Exons: 9
Coding region: 1-1866 (621 amino acids)
Biological process (GO): protein phosphorylation; intracellular signal transduction
Cellular component (GO): cytoplasm; nucleus
Molecular function (GO): ATP binding; MAP kinase activity
Source: RefSeq, a predicted model, not a curated record
AUGAUUGAAGAUGUGGACAAGCAUGUACUCCGCAAAUAUGAUAUCGUGCAGAAACUGGGCAAGGGGGCAUACGGAGUGGUGUGGAAGAGCUAUGACAGACGAACAAAUGAAGUAGUGGCGCUGAAGAAAAUCUUUGAGGCCUUUCACAACGCCACAGACGCCCAGCGUACAUUCCGCGAAAUAAUGUUUUUGCAGCAACUCGCAGGCCACGACAACAUCGUACGCCUGAUGAAUGUUCUUAAGGCAGACAACGACAGAGACAUCUACCUGGUGUUUGACUUCAUGGAGACGGAUCUGCAUGCGGUAAUUCGGGCCCAGAUAUUGGAGGCGAUUCACAAGCAGUACAUUGUCUACCAACUUUUGCGGGCUAUAAAGUACAUGCACUCAGACACUGCCUUUGCAUGCGUUUUAGGGGAGCUGCUGCAUCGAGAUAUGAAGCCGUCUAAUAUCCUCCUUAACAGCGAAUGCCACGUGAAGGUUGCAGACUUUGGGCUAGCGCGUUCUGUGGCGCACUCUGAAAGCGGAGAAGCGAGCAGCAACCCAGUGUUGACUGAUUACGUAGCGACGCGGUGGUACAGAGCCCCAGAAAUCCUUUUAGGGUCUACUUGCUACACCAAGGGAGUAGACAUGUGGUCGCUGGGGUGUAUCUUAGGUGAACUCCUUUCAGGAAAACCCAUCUUCCCAGGUUCUUCUACUUUAAAUCAACUAGAGAGAGUUGUGGCCGUCACUGGGUGGCCGUCUCCUGAAGAUGUCGCUGCUAUUCGAAGUCCUUUCGCUGCCACCAUGAUGGAGGGCCUGCCAGCGGUCAAGCAGAAGAAGCUAGAAGACUGCUUCCCUGACGCCCCUCCAAUGGCGCUUGAUCUCCUCAGGCAGCUACUGCAAUUCAACCCGCGGAAGCGAAUAAGCGCAGAAAAGGCGUUGGAGCAUCCUUACGUUCGGCAGUUCCACAACCCCGACGACGAGCCCGUCUGUAGCCACAUCAUAACUAUACCAAUUGAUGACAACACCAAGUAUUCAGUGGAGGACUACCGCGAAAAGGUGUAUCAAGAAGUCAUAAAGAAAAAGAGAGAAACGCGACGCCACCGACACGCACAUGCGGCGCCUUCUCAGCCUGCAAGCAGCUCGGGUGCUGCUGCCCCCUCCAGCCGCAGCAGCAGCAGCAGCAGCAGCAGCAGUAGCAGUAGCAGCAGCGCCGCCGGGGACGGGGCUUCCCGGGGCAAUGCCCACCACAGCGCGUCUCGCCAGUCGGCCUCCUAUCAGCAGCCUUCUCCUGCUCCUGCUGCUGCAACUUCUCACAAGAGCAGCAGCUACACUUACGCGCAGCAGCAGCAGCGAACGGCUGCAGCGGCAGCCCCCUACUCUCCCCCCAGCGGAACCCCCGCUGCAGUGUAUGCGCAGCAGCAGCACGUUGCGUACGGGGCCUCGCAACCGGGACGUGAUGCUGUUGCUGCUUCUCAAUGCAUUUCCUCUGGCCACGAACAGCGCCAUCCGCAUCGGGUGUCUGGAUCGAUGUAUCCUUCGUACCCUUCUGCUGCAGGCGCAACAACAGCAGCACCUGCAGCUGCUGCUGCUGCUCCCGCCGGUGCUUCAGCAGCAGCCAUGUACAGUACAGGUGCAGCAGGGGUCCCCGCCGCCAGUGGCGUGUACGCACGCUAUGGAUGUGGGGCUGGCAGCAGCAGCAGCAGCAGCAGCAGCAGCAACAACAACAGAGGCAGCAGCAGUUCCGUCCUGAAGCAGCGCAGUGGUGGCGGAGACCGCAGCGACGGCAAUGCAGAUGGCAGGCAGCAGGUGUGUGUGGGGCCCCACACCCUCUUGGUUUUGUGUACUCUCUACAUUUCUGCUUGCUUGACUAAGGAAUUGCUGUAG